Molecule: messenger RNA, 1701 nt
Organism: Gadus macrocephalus (Pacific cod)
Lineage: Eukaryota; Metazoa; Chordata; Actinopteri; Gadiformes; Gadidae
Product: coiled-coil domain-containing protein 80-like
Source: RefSeq, a predicted model, not a curated record
CUUUGAAAAACUUGGCCCUCUGGAUUUAAGUCAAAGCUCUAUUGUCUAUGUACCAGACAUACAAAGGAAUGGAGAAGACGUUUCUCCCUAUCCAUGGUGAGAGAGAUAAAACGCACAGGCACAACUGAUAAAGGAAUUUCCUCACACUAAAGUAAGCAAUAAAUUGCACAACAGAUAAAGACAUUUCCUAAUCCUAAGAAAAGUCCCCCCCAGGGGGAGUAUGGGAGAACGGCCCUCAAUAAGGGCAUGAAAAAGCCCGCUUGCACUCAAACUUUAUUUCCGUAACAGUGUGACGUCAGACUGCAUAGUGGGCGGUGCCGGAGUGCAGAAGUCCCGCCUCUACUCAUUCAAAAUGUAUUCUUAUCAAAAUGACUUGCAGCAAGAGUACGAGGUUCCGAUCGCCAUGACGGCCGUGCUGGACUACAUCGACACCUUCGACUCACGCAUCACGGAGAUGGACCAGCAGAAGAGGGACGGGGUCUCCUGCAAGAAGGAGGACAAGUCCAGAUCCCUGGAGAACUUCCUGUCCAGGUUCCGUUGGAGACGGAGAAUCUUUAUCAUCUACCCUGAUGACGAGGAGUGGGCCUAUCAGCAGCAGCUCUACAGCCUGACCAGUCAGACCUGUAACCUGGGCCUGCGCCACAUGUCCGUUCUGAAGCUGGCCGGGAAGGAGGCGGAGCUUAGGGGCGGAACCCUGGAGCUCUAUCCAAUCAACGGCAGCUCCAGCGUCGACCGUGAGGAGCUCUCGCCGCCGCUGGUGACCGACCUCCGGAACUACUUCCAGGUGAGCGCCGAGUACUUCUCCAUGCUGCUGGUCGGGAAGGACGGGAACGUCAAGUCCUGGUACCCAUCCCCCAUGUGGUCCAUGGAGCCCGUCUACGACCUGGUCGACUCCAUGCAGCUGCGGCGCCAGGAGAUGGCCAUCCAGCAGUCGCUGGGGAUGCGUUGCCCCGACGACGACGGCCGAGAGCGAGAGCACGACGGAUACGGUCACCGUGGUUACGGUUACUAGGCGGGGAUUGUCGGUUGUGGGUGGGAUGGGGGUGUUGUAAGGAGGAUGGAUGCGGUCAUCGUGGUUACGGUUACUAGGCAUGUGUGUGUGUGUGUGUGUGUGUGUUUCUACACACAAUGUUUUGAGUUACGUGGGCUGACAACACAACACAAAACUACACUACCCAAUCAAACACGGUCGACGGUCGUAGUAGUUACGGUUACAACGCGAUUCUGGUCAUAGUGGGUGUCGUGACGCUCAGUGGGUCGGAUGGGGGCGUCACCCAAGACGAUGGAUACGGUCACCCUGGUUAGGGUCGCUAGGUGACCAUUCUGGCGUGUGUCGUGUCGGUUGAUCGGAUGAGGGGGGUCGUGACUGGACGACGGGUAAAGUCACCACGGACACAACUUGGACAAAUUCGGUUACCGCAGUUACGGUUGCUAGAUGACUGUGCUGCGUGUGUCGAUUGACCAUAUGUUUUUAUCAAUGUUUAAGGCUCAGGGUACGAUUUGUAUUUUAACUGCUUUCCAGAAUGUGGUUGUAAUGAUUUGAGUGUGUUCAUUUUUGUAUUGUUGUGUACUUAAAUAUAUUCAAACAAUAUCGUAUAGAUGUAUUUUGAUGUUGUUGGACGAUGUCAAGCUCAGGCUUAAUGUACCAUUUCUGGAAUCUGAAUUUCUGAAUAAAAACGUUUACUUUGUUUUUACAUCCAA